CAGUUGCAUUCCAAUCCAAUUCAUCCGUAUCAACAGUAUCUUUUUAGUUUGAUUGGUUUAAAUAAAUAACAGGAAGACGGAAAAUCAGAUACAUUGUUUUUUCAUACAUGACAUUCAGGUCACAAAGCGCGCGAAUUAUCACGUGUACUAAUAGUGUUAUGUGUUGGUGAAAUUAAUGAUAUUGUGAAGAUAAUUAUCAACAAAAUGACAAAUAGUAUGAAGCAAACUGUUAUUAAAAAUCCGACAUGGUGGAAAAGACGAUCAGCUUUGGAACGAGGACUGACGAUAAUUGCAGUUUGCGGAGUCCUUUUAUGUAUUGCCUUGGCAAUAAGUAUUGGUGUAAUAGUUACGAACUCGAGGUCAUGCAAUGGCACAGAUGCAGCCAACGCAAAAAAUGAAAUGCUACCAUCAACAGUUGAAGCUUUAGGAUUUAAUUCAUCAUUCCAAGCCUCACCUACUGUUGUUCAAGUUCCAGAUAAUAUUUGCGAUUCACCAUCAUGUGUUCAUACCGCCUCGAAGAUCCUAAAAAAUAUGGAUUCAUCUGUCGACCCGUGUGAUGACUUCUACAGAUUCGCCUGUGGUGGUUUUCUCAAGUCAACCAUCAUUCCUGAUGACAAAGUCAGCGUAAAUACAUUCAGUAUUAUUAGUGAUCAAGUUUUAGAGCAAUUAAGAAUGAGUAUAGAAGAUCCACGAUUAACAGAAAUGUCUAAUCCAUUUAGGCUGGUAAAAACUCUCUACAAGAGUUGCAUGAAUAAAACUGUUAUUGAAGAACAAGGACUUACUCCUUUGUUAAGUAUUGUAAAAAAACUCGGAGGAUGGCCGGUACUAGAAGGCGAUAUGUGGAAAGAUUACGAAUUUAACUGGAUGACAUCUGUCUUCAAGUUCCGUGAAAUGGGUUAUUCUGUUGAUUAUUUCAUAGACUUUAGCAUUGGUGUUGAUCUUAAAAACAGUACGAAGCGAGUUCUAGAUUUAGAUCAAGCUUCGCUUGGAUUAUCGCGAGAAUACUUAUCCAAAGGAUUUGAUGACAAGAUUGUAAAAGAAUAUUACCGGUACAUGGUCGAUAUUGCAGUAAUUCUCGGUGCUGAGCGAGAACGCGCUGAAGAAGAACUAAUGACGUCUCUUAAAUUUGAAAUGAAACUUGCCAAUAUAUCUUUGCCGGUUGAAAAACGACGUAAUGCAACUUUAUUGUACAAUCCGAUGACAAUAACAGAGCUAUCAAAUAAAUAUCCAAGUAUCCCUUGGAAGGAAUAUUUCAACAGAAUUCUCAAGCCUCAUGUUCAAGUUGAUGACAACGAAAUAACGAUCGUCAAUGUUCCUAGCUUCAUAUCAGACUUUGAACAGCUAAUGAAGUCAACACCAAAGAGGGUACAGGCUAAUUAUGUAAUGUGGCGGGCCGUUGCUGCAUCAGUGAGUUAUUUAAAUGAUGAAAUUCGCAAGAGACAACUUGAAUAUUCUACAGCCCUGAGUGGUAGAACGGAAAGAGAACCUCGAUGGAAAGAGUGUGUUGACAUUGUCUCCAGUACUUUAUCGAUAAGUGUUGGUGCUUUGUAUGUAAGGAAAUAUUUUAACGAGGACGCAAAGAAAAAUGCCGUGGAAAUGGUUUCGGACAUCCGUAAUCAGUUCAACAAAAUAUUAAAAACAGUUGACUGGAUGGAUGAAGUAACGAGAAAAAGUGCUCUGGAAAAAGCUGCAUCCAUGACAAGCCAUAUCGCGUAUCCUGAUGAGCUUUUGGAUGAUACGAAAUUGGAAGAAUUCUACGAAAAUCUACAACUUGAUGACAAUGCUUCUUAUUUGAAAAAUAUAUUGAACUUGACAUUAUUUGGCACAGAAUACUCAUUUAGCAAAUUAAGAAAACCGGUUAAUAAGAGUGAUUGGGUAUCACACGGCCGCCCAGCUGUUGUUAAUGCAUUUUAUUCAUCAAUUGAAAACAGUAUUCAAUUCCCGGCUGGAAUUCUUCAAGGUGCUUUCUUUAGUAAUGACCGUCCAAGAUACAUGAAUUAUGGUGCUAUUGGAUUCGUAAUUGGUCAUGAAAUCACUCACGGCUUUGAUGAUCAAGGAAGGCAGUUCGAUAAAGAUGGAAAUCUAGUCGAUUGGUGGGCACCAUCAACCAAAGAAAAAUAUCUAGAGAAGGCUGAAUGUAUAAUUAAUCAGUAUGGCAAUUAUACCGUAAAAGAAGUUGGAAAGAACUUGAAUGGAAUUAAUACUCAAGGUGAAAAUAUUGCGGACAAUGGAGGUAUAAAAGAAGCAUAUUUGGCUUAUAAAGAUUGGGCUGAUCGACACAAACCAGAGCCAACACUUCCUGGACUUUCUUUUACGCCGAGACAAAUGUUUUGGAUCAGUGCUGCUAACACUUGGUGCUCUGUAUACCGACCUGAAGCAUUAAAAUUACGUAUUACGACUGGAUUCCACAGUCCAGGUGAAUUCCGUAUUCUUGGACCACUUUCGAACAUGCCGGAAUUUGCUGAAGAUUUUCAAUGCCCGCUAGAAUCGAGGAUGAACCCAAAACACAAGUGUGCUGUGUGGUAAUAUUUUUAAUCAGGAAAAAUUCAUUUAUUUUUUCACCAUAUAGAUUUUUGUUGUUAUAUUAAGGUUAUAGUGACUGUUAAAUAUACGAAAUAAUUAAUUAUCAUCACUAUAUUUAAAAAUAAAGGUUUUGAUAAAAAUAUUUGAAAUAUUUGCAGAGUUUACAAUAUUUUUUUUUAUAGUAUUUUAUUAUGCAAAUAUUUUUAUGCUGUCAGAAUUUUUAAUGUUGGAAAAAACAUAUUAAAAAAAAAUUUCGAGAGAUGAAACUCUUAUUUUUAGAUUUUUCAAAAUGUACAUGAAAAUUUUAUACACUGAGGAUAAAUGCAUGGUUUUAUAUGGCUCAGUAACCAGUUGUUUUUUUUUUUUUUUUUUAUAAAAAUUUCAGGUAAACGUCAUCUAUCAUUAUUGAUAAUACUUCUAUGAAUAAUAAAUGUAGAGUAUCGAAUUUGAAAUGAUAAAUUUCAAGCACGUCUUUAGACUAAACCUCACCAGGAAAAAAAAAACGUUAGUAGCUUUACUUUUUUUGAUAUCAUAUAAUUUUUACAGUACAAAAUAUGACUCCAAAUUAAAAAUAAUUAAUUCUGAUCAAUAAAUAUUUAUUAUUCGGAAAAAAAUCCGAAUUUGCUUAUCUUCGAAUAGACGUUUAAAAAAGUGUAGUAAUAAAAAAUUAGUUUUUGUAUAAAUAAAUUCUUUUUAUUCUAUAAAAACUAUUAAAUAUUCAAAUAUAUUUAUACAAAAAUUUAAAAAUCCUUAUCUUUGCAGCAAAUUUAUUUAAUUCAUAUUUCUAAAUUUUGUCAUCUCGGAUUUUAAAA
This is a messenger RNA of Microplitis demolitor, 3335 nucleotides long. It is a transcript of the gene Nep2, whose product is annotated as neprilysin-2. Gene Ontology annotation, biological process: protein processing. The record is from RefSeq and is a predicted model, not a curated record. Bases 205 to 2526 code for a protein of 773 amino acids. Gene Ontology annotation, molecular function: metalloendopeptidase activity. Gene Ontology annotation, cellular component: plasma membrane. The transcript has 10 exons. Lineage: Eukaryota; Metazoa; Arthropoda; Insecta; Hymenoptera; Braconidae.